AUGUCAUAUCCACAAUUCGGAUAUCCCUACUCGUCUGCACCACAAUUCCUCAUGACAUCCAACUCUUUGACAACUUGCUGCGAGUCAAGCGGCAGAAGCAUCGCUGACUCCAGGGUGACAGCCUCCGCUCAGACGCCGGUCUACUGCCCAGUGUACGAGAGCCGGUUGUUGGCCACCGCCAGGCACGAGCUGAGCUCCGCAGCUGCUCUGGGGGUGUAUGGGAACCCGUACCCCGGGAGUCAAGGCUAUGGAAAUUACGUUACUUAUGGAACCGACGCGUCCGCUUUCUACUCGCUGGGGACAUUCGAUACCAAAGAUGCAACAGCGCCCGCGCAUGCAGGGAUUACCCAGGCUGCAGCUUACUACCCCAUUGACCCCACUCUGGGACAUUAUCAAUACGACAGAUAUGGCUGUAUGGACGGAGGGACCAGGAGGAAGAACGCCACCCGGGAGACGACCAGCACGCUGAAGGCCUGGCUACAGGAGCACAGGAAGAACCCCUACCCCACCAAGGGAGAGAAGAUCAUGUUGGCCAUCAUUACUAAGAUGACCCUGACGCAGGUGUCCACCUGGUUUGCCAACGCCAGGAGGAGGCUGAAGAAGGAGAACAAGAUGACGUGGCCUCCGAGGAACAAGUGUUCUGAUGAGAAGAGAUAUGAUGAGGAUGAUGAGGCGUCUCAGGAGGAGAACGUCAACAGUGAGAACAACGAUGAUGAGAAAGAUAAGGAUCUCGCGCUGAGUGACCUGGACGACUUCGACAUGAUAGAAUCAGAGAGCUCGGAGUGCGAGCUCAAACACCGGUACCUCAUGAACACUCACAUGACGACCACUGACUGUCCGAACGACCAUCUGAAGGACACAUCUUUAAAGAUCAGCAUACCCGUGUCCCUGGGCGGGGAGCAGCAGCUCAGUAAAACCUCACCAGAGGGCUGCGACAGCCGGCAGGGGAAAGCUUGCUACCAACAACAGAUACUGGACGGCAAACCACGGAUUUGGUCGUUGGCUCAGACGGCCACGUCUCUGAACCAGGCGGAGUACCCGUCCUGUAUGUUGAGGUGUCAGCCUCAGCCGGGCCUGCCCGCCUCUCCGGCCGCCCCCUCCCCUAUCACGGUUCUAGACAGACGGCAGGACUCUCCCGUUACAACUCUCAGAAACUGGGUGGAUGGGGUUUUCCACGACCCGUUGUUCAGGCACAGUACUUUGAACCAGGCCCUGACCAACACCACGGUCUCGUGGACCACGACCACCAAGGGUUCGAUACUAGAGACCGGCGCUCUGGAACGUUCCGUUGGGAGCGUCAAAGGACUUCCGUCUCUACAGCACCAAGACUCCACGAAGGACAAUAUGAAUUUCCCUAAAACUGUGAACAAACACUUCUGCUCUUAA
Molecule: messenger RNA, 1386 nt
Organism: Salvelinus namaycush (lake trout)
Lineage: Eukaryota; Metazoa; Chordata; Actinopteri; Salmoniformes; Salmonidae
Product: iroquois-class homeodomain protein irx-4-like
Exons: 5
Coding region: 1-1386 (461 amino acids)
Biological process (GO): neuron differentiation; regulation of transcription by RNA polymerase II; cell development
Cellular component (GO): nucleus
Molecular function (GO): RNA polymerase II cis-regulatory region sequence-specific DNA binding; DNA-binding transcription factor activity, RNA polymerase II-specific
Source: RefSeq, a predicted model, not a curated record